Molecule: messenger RNA, 2017 nt
Organism: Xenopus tropicalis (tropical clawed frog)
Lineage: Eukaryota; Metazoa; Chordata; Amphibia; Anura; Pipidae
Gene: rflnb
Product: refilin B
Biological process (GO): regulation of chondrocyte development; actin filament bundle organization
Cellular component (GO): cytoskeleton
Molecular function (GO): filamin binding
Source: RefSeq, marked provisional
CUGGGGCUGACAGCAAUGCAACUGUGAGCUCUUCUCUCAUUAACGGGACAGCCUAUUUUGCCCUAACGGAGCGGUGCCAGUUGCACUCACAUUGCAAGUGGCACAAGAGAGAGAGAGGAGCCCUAUUGAGUGGCCGGUAGCGAUGGUUGGCAGACUGAACCUGCAGGAUGUCCCUGAUCUGCUGGACAUGAAGAAGAAAGGUGAAAGGGUGUUGGACAGCCCGGAUUCUGGGCUCCCCCCCAGCCCCUGCCCUAGUAACUGGCACCUGUCUGCUGGCACAGCUGAGAAAUCCCCCGAGCAAGACAUCUCUGGGCAAAAUGCCCCAGCAAAUUUGGCCCUCUCAUUAAGCUUAUCAAGCAGCUUUACGCCAAGACUGUGCCCUUUAUCGUUUGGAGAGGGUGUGGAGUUUGAUCCGUUGCCACCAAAGGAGAUAAGGUACACCUCAUCAGUUAAAUAUGAUUCUGAGAAGCAUUUUAUUGACAACAUCUACAUGCCAAUGGGAUUAGGCCUCUCCUCCUGCAGCCAAUCUGUGAUCUGUGUACCCAACUGUACAUGGCGCAAUUACAGAGCAGAAGUUCAUUUAGAACCCAAGAACAAACCUCAGAGAUUCAAGAGCACCACCAUUGUUUAUCCCAAGCACACAAAGGUUAUUUAUACCACUACCCUGGAUUACAACUGCAAGAAGUGCAUGAGGCGCUUUCUAUCCAGCGUAGAGCUGGAAUCUGCCGAACACCUGGGCACCGAGUGCUUCGGAGAUGAUUAUUAGAUCUAUUUUCUCCUUACUGUCAAAGUUUAAGAACCUAAUCAUUUUGGUAUUACUGUGACACUUUGAUCACAAUAAUUACAGCCAAGCAUAUUACAUAAAGACAGCUUUGAAGUAUUUGACACUGAAAAUGGACCGUCUUCCAGAACCCAGACUCAGUGUGAGAUUUGAUAGGUCUGUGGUAAUGAGAUUUACUGUAGGCAAACGGUUUCCCUCUGUGAAUUGGUGGGAACUGGCACUCACUGCAAAUCCAUCCCUGUGUGAGCCCUGAAAUCAUCUGCUUUUGACAUUUACAUACUUAUGAAAGGUUUUCUCAUGACUGUGAAAGUUAUCAUUUAGAAGCUGGUCUUUCUCCAAAAAAAAAAUAAAAAGAAGAAAGAACUAUUCUGCCUCUAUUUACACAAGAAGAGAAUAUUAUGUCAUGUGCCUCCAAUAUCAUAUAUCUGAACAAUGACUAAAAGUCAUGGGCUCAAAUAUAUAUUUGUCCUACGGAGCUGAAAGUCAAACGAAAGAUAAAACAGACAAAAUACCAAAUCAUCGGUGCCUUAUAUUUAAUCGCAAACUAAACAUGGAUAUAUUUGGUGAAAUGAAUUUAAGGAUAUGAGUAAAUAGUUGUAUAUUUUUCAACUUUGCUUUCAAAUAAACCCCUUUGCUGUAUGGCCAGUGAGGUUACUAAUUCUAAUGCUGAACUGGAAUUGUCACUUCCUCACAGGGAGAAAAGCCUGAAAUAUGACAAAUUAAUCUCAUCCUCUCACUGCAAAGGGUUAAGGUGCCUUGUCUUUAUUUCUGACCCUCAAACUGUGUUUUUUUCCCUAAACUGUUUUGUACAGAAAAUAAAGCACCUAAGGAAAUGAAUUCAUCUCAAUAUUGGUGCCACAAAUGUAUAGCCCAUAACCUACAAAUACUGCCUGGUGUUUCUAAUAGAAAAACGCACAUCAUUAUACCAAAGAUACAAACAUGAGAUACAGUAAAUAUUAAAAUAAUUAUAUAAUAUAAUAAUAUACUGUAUAUAGCAUACAUCUGUCAAGCCGUUUUAUUUUAUUUGCCAGUGCCAUACAAAUGUUAGAAGCUCUGUAGCUAUAAGACACUGUACUGUACUGAAUAUUUUGUUUGGAAGUGUUACAUGCAGUCCUGCAAUCUGUGAAUACUUUUUUUGUAUAUUGCUGACAAAUAUCAGGCAUCUGGCGGAGUACACCUUCAUUUAAUAUGAUGACCUUGGAAUGUAUCUCAAAAUCAAUAAAAUUAAACAGUAUA